GAAACAGAGCCUUUAAUCUUUCUUAUUGUUGCAUUUGUCUCUUUACUUGUUAAAGUGAAGACCAGUAACUCUUACAGACAUUUACAACUGGCUGAUUCCUCUGAGACAUUAUCAAUAAUUGUUAGAUAGUUGGAUUAACAUAGAUAAAGCCUGUUACUUAGUAACUCACUGGUAAUACCUUAACAAAGUACUAUAUAGUCUAACAGAGGCAGUUCUCAUUUGGUUGCAAGCCAUGGAGAAUAGCACAGAAACCCCUUCAGAAGAGGAUCAACAUGUAAAAUUUGGUGUACCGGAUAUCAUUGUGGUUGUUGUUUAUUUUGUCUUUGUUCUUGGAGUUGGAAUAUGGUCUUCAAUCCGUGCAAGCCGUGGCACAGUGGGUGGAUAUUUUCUUGCUGGGAGAACCAUGACUUGGUGGCCUAUUGGAGCAUCUUUGAUGUCUAGUAAUGUCGGAAGUGGAUUGUUUAUUGGAUUGGCAGGUUCUGCAGCAGCGGGAGGACUGGCUGUUGGAGGCUUUGAAUGGAAUGCAUCGUGGGUACUGGUUGCUCUUGGGUGGAUUUUUGUGCCAGUUUAUAUCGCUUCCGGAGUGGUCACCAUGCCAGAGUACCUGAAGAAACGUUUUGGAGGAGACAGGAUCCGUAUUUACAUAUCUGUGCUGUCUCUUAUACUCUACAUAUUUACCAAGAUAUCGACAGAUAUUUACUCAGGUGCUCUCUUCAUUCAAGUAUCUUUGGGUUGGAAUAUUUACUUAUCCACUGUGAUAUUACUGACUGUAACAGCAAUUUACACAAUAGCUGGUGGGCUGACUGCAGUCAUAUAUACAGACACUGUACAGACUGUCAUCAUGGUGGUUGGUGCUUUUGUGCUCAUGUUCAUAUCUUUUGAGAAGGUUGGUUGGUACCCUGGACUUGAACAGAAGUACAUGGAAGCAAUGCCAAAGAUAACUGUUCCAAACACAACAUGCCAUAUACCACGUGCAGAUGCCUUUCACAUCUUUCGUGAUCCUAUCACAGGAGACCUGCCUUGGCCUGGUCUCAUCUUUGGUUUGACUGUGCUAGCCACAUGGGUUUGGUGCACUGAUCAGGUUAUAGUACAGAGAUCACUUGCAGCAAAAAACCUAUCCCAUGCCAAAGGAGGUUCGGUAGUUGGGGGUUACUUGAAAAUAUUGCCCAUGUUUUUUGUAGCGCUGCCAGGGAUGAUCAGCAGGGCUUUAUAUCCGGAUGAAGUGGGAUGUGUUGAUCCAAAAGAGUGUCUCAAGUAUUGUGGUGUUGAAUUGAGCUGUAGCAAUAUUGCAUAUCCCAAACUGGUGAUCACACUCCUGCCUGUUGGGCUGAAAGGAUUAAUGAUUGCUGUAAUCAUGGCAGCUCUUAUGAGUUCUCUCACAUCCAUAUUUAAUAGUGCCAGCACAAUUUUUACGCUAGAUGUGUGGUUGCAUAUACGACGGAAUGCCAAAGAACAAGAGCUCAUGAUUGUUGGCAGGGUUUUCAUUUUUGUUCUUGUGGUUAUAAGCAUCAUUUGGAUUCCCAUCAUUCAAGCAGCAAACAGUGGUCUGCUAUUUGAUUACAUGCAGUCUGUGACCAGUUAUCUCUCUCCACCAAUCACCGCCAUUUUUAUUUUGGCUAUUUUUAUCAAGAGAGUAAAUGAACCAGGUGCAUUUUGGGGUCUGAUAAUUGGAUUGCUGGUGGGACUAGUCCGUAUGAUAAUGGAUUUUGUUUAUCAAGCCCCUUCCUGUGGUGAAGAAGACACACGUCCUUCUAUACUUAAAGAUGUUCAUUAUUUAUAUUUUGCACUUAUUCUGUUUGGGUUGACAGCUGUUAUUUGUAUUGUGAUCAGCCUUUGCACUCCAGCCAUUCCUGAAGAGGAUCUUGCCCGUAUGACUUGGUGGACGAGGAAAAGUUCUAUAUACAAAGAAGAUUUGGAAAAUAGUUUGCAACAGAUGCCUGACCCUGCUGAAAUACCUACUGAAAUACCAGCUAUAGAAAAAGAGCCAGCAGGAAUGAUUUCAGCUGAAAAAGUUCUUGACAAUGACUCUGUUCUGGAAGACGAGAAAGAAGAACAUGAAGUUACAAAGUAUGCCUGGUGGAAGAAAAUAUAUUUCUGGUUUUGCGGAAUAUCCAUCCAUCCAGAAGUCAAACUGUCAAGUGAAGAGCAAAAGAUAUUGCAAAGGAAGCUAACCAGCAUUGAAGAAAAGCCUUUCUGGAGAGAUAUUUGUGAUAUUAAUGCAAUCGUUCUUUUGGCUUUCAAUGUCUUUCUGUGGGGCUAUUUUGGGUAAAAGAAUAAGAAUUGUAAAUUUAGGUGGGUGGAAAUUUUAAUUGAUAAGGAGCAAGAAAAAAUAACUAAACUGCGUUCUUUGGAGUAUUUUACCUCUGUGUUCUUUCAAAGGAUUAAAUGCAAUUGUAAUGGGAUAAACUGAAAUGAAAGGACACAAUGGGCAGACAGGUCAAUUCAUAGUCCAUGGCUGGGAAUCUACCAUAUUUGUCAUGGUUAUGACCACCUGUACAUAAGAUGUGUAGUUCCACUCUUGUUACAGUCAGGUUUAUUUCCUGUGCAUGCAGAGACACCUUAGUUGACUUUUCACUAGUUUAAAAUGGAAAUAUUAUGUAACAGAGCUGGGCCGCCAUAUAACGGCACCUCCUCUGUCCACUGACACUGCUGCUCCAUGCUUGGUAACUCCUCUUUCCCACCCGCUCUCGACACCUCUGCAGGGCCUACGUUAAAUGACUUAGCAAUUGUAUGUGCCUAGGGUCCUAUUGCCCUUCCAAGAACUGACCUUGAGUUCAUCUUAGUUUGAGUACAUUACAGGGGCACACUUGUCCAAUGUGUAAAUAAUAUAGCCAACUGCAACAUGGACCAUGCAUGCUCCUUCUUAAAAAUGUCCUUUUAUAAAACGUUUUCACAAAUAAUAAUGCAUUUUUUUCAUAAGAAUUUAUUUAGCAAUACAUAAUAAAGCAUUUUGCCAAUUGAAA
Molecule: messenger RNA, 2963 nt
Organism: Xenopus laevis (African clawed frog)
Lineage: Eukaryota; Metazoa; Chordata; Amphibia; Anura; Pipidae
Gene: slc5a9.L
Product: solute carrier family 5 member 9 L homeolog
Exons: 15
Coding region: 233-2269 (678 amino acids)
Biological process (GO): carbohydrate transmembrane transport; hexose transmembrane transport; sodium ion transmembrane transport
Cellular component (GO): plasma membrane; membrane
Molecular function (GO): solute:sodium symporter activity; D-glucose:sodium symporter activity; transmembrane transporter activity
Source: RefSeq, a predicted model, not a curated record